AACCCCCUCCAGCAGUGUAGCUCCUGCUCCGCCCCCUGUGCAUACCUGUGCUCAGGUAACUGCAGAAAGGCUGGAAGAUUGCAGAAGGCAGUGAGAGACAGCUCCCCGGAUUUACUAUCACAGCACUAAUUACCAUGUCCCUGUACAGUUUCGGGACAGAUCCAAUAUCCUGUCACGCGUGGAACCAGGACCGAACCCAAGUCGCCAUCAGUCCCAAUAACAACCUGGUGCAGAUUUACCAGAGAUCCGACAACGAGUGGAAGAAGAUCCACGAACUGACAGAACAUAACGGAAGGGUCACAGGUAUCGACUGGGCCCCCACUUCCAACCGCCUUGUCACCUGUGCGGCCGACAGAAACGCCUACGUCUGGUCGCUACGGGACGGCGCCUGGAAACCAACCCUCGUCCUUCUGCGCAUCAACCGCGCCGCCACCUGCGUGAAAUGGUCGCCCCGCGAGAACAAGCUCGCCGUGGGCAGCGGCUCCAAGAUCAUCUCCGUCUGCUACUUCGAGAAGGAAAAUGAUUGGUGGCUGAGCAAACACAUCAAGAAAUCCAUUGGCUCCACCAUCCUCAGCCUGGCCUGGCACCCCAAUAAUGUCCUGCUGGCCGCGGGGAGCAGUGACUUCCAGUGCCGGGUAUUUUCGGGGUACGUGAAGGAAAUCGACGACAAGCCGAGCCCGACACAUUGGGGGACCAAGAUACCUUUCGGGGAGCUGUUGUUCCAGAGUGGGGAGAAGGGGGGAUGGGUACACGGAGUGGCCUUCUCGCCCAGCGGUCGGUACCUGGCCUGGGUCGACCAUAACAGCUGCGUCAGUGUCGCCGAUUCGGCCGAAGACAAAGCGGUGACGCGGCUGAGUACCGAGUAUCUGCCCUUCCUGUCGCUGCUCUUUGUGAACGAGUGCCAGCUCCUCGCCGCAGGGCAUGACUGCGCUCCCUAUCUCUUCUCAUACGGCGGCUCGGGGAAGUUGGACUUCGAGGCCAAGAUUGACGUUCAGAAAGAGACCACCAAGACCGCCCUCUCCGCGAUGAGCCACUUCCGUAACCUGGACAAGAAGGGGGCGAAGGAGAGUGAGCGCUCCGAUGUGACCACCCUGCACCAGAACAGCAUCAGCCAACUGUCCAUCGUGGAUGGAGACCCGUCCGACGUAACCGCGUUCAGUAGCACCGGGAUCGACGGCGCUUUGGUUAUCUGGUCGCUCAAGGCCUGACUGCCCAGCGAGCUGUCUCUCAUGGGAGCGCCCGGAGCGGAUCUGGAACCCUGGGAAACCCGAGACCCCCACAUGCCUCACACAACUGUGAAUACCGGGCGGCUGCCAACUUCCGCUGCUUCACUUCCAUCUGCCCCAUAAUGGGCCGAGCACCUGCUGCCCCCUUAAUCCCCGGCCCCGGGGCCCCUUAAUCCCACCCUAAUAUAACCUUUCCUAUGGGGAGAGUGUGACCCCGGGGCCCCUUAAUCCCACGCUAAUAUAACCCUUCCUAUGGGGAGAGUGUGACCCCGGGGCCCCUUAAUCCCACGCUAAUAUAACCCUUCCUAUGGGG
Messenger RNA from Xenopus tropicalis (tropical clawed frog), 1539 nucleotides. RefSeq names its product actin-related protein 2/3 complex subunit 1A-B. The transcript has 10 exons. Lineage: Eukaryota; Metazoa; Chordata; Amphibia; Anura; Pipidae. The coding region runs from base 135 to 1208 and encodes 357 amino acids. Gene Ontology annotation, biological process: Arp2/3 complex-mediated actin nucleation. The record is from RefSeq and is a predicted model, not a curated record. Gene Ontology annotation, cellular component: cytoskeleton; actin cytoskeleton; nucleus.